This is a messenger RNA of Penicillium brevicompactum, 1947 nucleotides long. RefSeq lists its product as uncharacterized. The transcript is spliced from 3 exons. The coding region runs from base 1 to 1947 and encodes 648 amino acids. Lineage: Eukaryota; Fungi; Ascomycota; Eurotiomycetes; Eurotiales; Aspergillaceae. The record is from RefSeq and is a predicted model, not a curated record.
AUGGCGCCCGCAAAGAUGCCUCUUCGGGUCGACGAAGAGAUGGGCAAGAAAGAUGACGACCACCGACCGAUCGAUGCACGCUUCCAACCUCUACGACACAGAGCAUUCCCGCGCCCUCGUCGGAUUAUAAUCGCAUUGGUUGCUCUUUUUAUCAUCUACGAGUUCUUCAAGAACAUGCCGACGGACUUGGCACCCGCAGUCGACCGUUACGAUCCGGGGAUGGCAAAGCUGAGGGCAGAAACGUUAGCCAAGUGGACUGGACCAGACCAUGUGCCUACCAUUUCCAAGCCGGAAAUGGUAUCGCAAGCCCCGGUACCGAUAUGGGAUCAGAAGGAGAAAGGCUACGAAGGGAAGCUCACGUUCCCCGAAUUAGAUCGCUCGCUUCCUCAGCAGAAGUACUAUCGCAAAGCGAGUAGUCGGGCCGUGUUGUUUGCUGCAUCGGACUUGCGCAGCGUAUCGGAUAUGCUGCCACUGGCCUGUCGCAUGGCCGAUCAGCCACUGAAUUAUGUGCAUUUCAUUUUGAUGGGAAAGGAAGGCAUAUCGGUCCAAGAUAUCAAACAAGUCAAUGGGAUCAAGGACAACGAGUGUCCACUGAUAUGGCAUGUUGGUCGACCCGAUGCUGCGCCUAUAUCUACCGAUUCCCGCAUGGAAAGAUCCAUCAGAGAGGCUCUGCACCUUGUACAAAUGUACCUAAAACCUGAGGUCAUAAUUUCUCAGAAAAAAGUGUGGGAAAAUACCUUCUUCUCAAAGGGGGUGGAAGCACAUUCUCGAGACAGCAAUACUCCUCACAUCGCACUCCCGGCCGUUUCUAGAGAUCUCAUGUGGAUGGCAUUCUUAGAUUGCGCAGCUCUUAAGACCUGGAAUGCAAUCCGCAUCGACAUGGUGGUUGCGGCGCCUGAAUCUUCUGGGUCUUUGAUCAGGCUGGUGAAGUCUUUGGAUGCAGCUGAUUACCUAGGGUCUAUCCCCAGCUUGACCAUAGAACUUCCUCCGUCAGUGGAUCUACAGUUACUCCAGUUUUUGCGGCAACCAGAAGCGUUGAGCCAGCUUGCAGGUCGCAUCACCCUGCGGCGGCGCAUUCAGUCACACCACAUGGACCCGGCAAAGGCAUCCAUUCAAACAGUGGAAUCAUUCUAUCCCCUACAGCCAGAGACCACCCAUGUACUUGUGCUCUCUCCGCAGGCAGAAUUGGCAUCUUCGUUCUUCCACUACCUGAAGUACACAGCUUUGAAUUACAAGCAUUCUGCUCGCGCCAAGAACAUAUUCCCGAAUAUGGUCGGGAUCUCUCUCGAACUUCCAUCUUUCAAACCAAGUACGAACAGAGAUUCGUUCGUUCCGCCGGAAAUGACCACCAAAGAUGGAGAAAACUUUGUGCCUUCUUUUAUUUGGCAAGCUCCAAACAGCAACGCAGCUCUAUACUUUGGGGAUGUUUGGGAGGAGUUUCACUUGUUCUUAUCCAAACGCCUCUCGACCCCAGGAUCCGAAACGGCCUCUCAUAUCGAAUUGAUAUCUGAGAGAUAUCCAGCCUUUAUGGAAUAUCUGCUCGAGAUGAUCCGUGCAAAAGGCUACUACCUUCUAUAUCCGUCUUUCCCGGGCACCAAAUCUUCUUCCAUCGCAACCGUCCACAAUGAGCUGUAUCAGCCCCCGGAAGAAUUCGGAGACCGCAGUCUCUCCGAUCCAGACAAAGGGGGAGACUCUGCCACUCCAUUGGAAACCGUUGAGACCCCUCUUAGCCGUGCAUCGACCAUUAAUCCUUUGCUUGACCUGUUCCCUUUGGGGCUUCCGGACCUGGAUGCCCUACCUCUACUUGGAUUCAAUGGCGAGCUACUAGAUGCUGCAAGACAUGAAGCUCAAACCAAAGAGUACCGGCAGAAGUUCCGUGCUCAUUAUGGGAAAUGUACUGAAGAAGGCAAACCUGAUGGAUCUUCGGCAGACUUGUUCUGCUUUUGA